AGGAUGUUUAAUAUCCGAUGUUUAAUUAUCCCGGCAAUGAUUUAACUCAGCUUAGAAGCGCCCUCUUAUAUAUUUAAUCAGAAGUUCACUUAAUCCUAAAACACACCUUACACGCAAAACAACCCAUAAUAUAGUUUUAAUCGUAAAAAAAAUAAUAAGAAUACACAAAAAUAUUGACUUGUUUGAUAACAGAAAAGUUUUUUUAGUAGUAAAAGUAGUUUUAACCAUUGAUAAAAACAUGUUUAUCAAUGAACUUCCAGACGAUUGUUUGUUAAUCAUUUUCAGCUUAAUAAAGGAACUGGAUGAUUUAUUAAACUGCUAUAAAGUUUGCAACAAAUGGAGCCAUUUGAUUGCAGAGCGGACUAGAAAAGUUAAAUAUUUGGUUGACCGUCGAGAUUGGUGGGAUGGUGUAACAUCUCCAAGUUAUUCGUUUGAUUAUGCUUAUUAUCGACCACAGGAACCAAUUGAUGCAACUUGUUUGAGCGCAUUAUUUCCUAAUUCAAUAAUUACAGAUUUACCUUAUCGAACCUGUAUAGUAGGAAAAAAUGAAGUUAUUCUAACAUUGUUCAAAAGGAUAAUAUCUUUGUAUGCUAAAAUUCAUCAAAAUGACAGAGAUGAAUCAAUUUUCCAAUAUUGUGAUGCACUCGAAAUGUUAUCCACCGGUCACAUUGAUCCAGUCAUGAAAAAGAUUGGUGGUAAUAUUAAACAAUUGCACCUUUGGAAUUAUACUCUGAACAGAUUCAAGGAAGAUGCACAUUAUUUUCCGAAUAUUGAAAGACUGUCUAUUUCUAAUAAUGAAGGCAGCCCAGAUUGGCUUUACGAUGGUCCCAUAUUCAAAAGGCUAAAAAUAGUUGAAAUGCAAUUAUCAUCAUAUGAUGGUACAGACACUAAUUAUGCUUUCCAGUUCAUGGAUUCAUGUCCAAACUUACAGAGUGCUCAUAUUAAAUUGGACUCCAACCACAUUCAUGUUGAUGAAUCAUUAAAACACGAAUCUUUGCAAGAUUUAGUUUUACAUUUUUAUUCGGAAAGUGUCGCCUGGAAUGAAUUGAAAAGAUUGUUCAUUAAAUAUCCAAAUCUUAAACAUCUUGCACUGAGGAACCACAAUAGCCUGGUAGAUGGACAUGUGGAGCAUUUGGUUCGUAUUUUACCCAAUUUAGUUUUAUUUGAUAUUCGUGGUUGUCCAGGAGUCACCCAAAAGUCUGCUGAUUAUGUUGAAGAUUAUUGCAAACUAUAUGGACGAUUAAUCAAGUUUUAUUUUGAUAAGAAUCGACAUGAGCUUGGACUAGAUUGGCCUCAGUUGUCCACUAAGCGUGAAAAAAUAAGUCAAGGUUUUGAUUUCAUGAAACAUUGUUUCCUUAAAAGUUAUCUUGAGCUUCCUACUUUCUUAGUCUCUAGCGAGGACUAAAUAACAAAUGAACUCUUGAAAUCUAUUACAAUUCAAAUUCUCUACAAACAGUCAUAUGAUAACAAUCAAUUAAGCACAGUGUGUUAAGGUUUCUACGUUUCUGUUGCUUGAGAGUGAGUUAUUAAAACGAAACUUGAAAGACGCAUGAGAAGAACAGAAAAAUGUCGUAAAUCUCCAAUCAACAUGAAUACAAUCGGAUGAUAUACCAUUGAAUAGCUUUCAAUUUGCUAAUAGCGUUGCCAUUGAGCACAAAUUUUAUAAAAUGUAAUUUUGUUUCUCAAUAACCAUUUCGAUUGCGCGAUCAAAUGCGUCAAGACAAAAGCCCUCUUAGACUCGCUGAUUGAUUAAAAUGUCAUAUAAUGAGCGAUGAGUGAUUGAAAAGGCCAAAACUCAAUUAAAUGAUAGAUUUCAAUUUCGAUUGAUUUAACUGUUUUAUUGAUGAAAUUGCAUUGUUGAUAAUCAAAAAUAAAGUCUUAAAGUUCAUAAAUGAA
This is a messenger RNA of Tetranychus urticae (two-spotted spider mite), 1896 nucleotides long. NCBI's taxonomy places the organism in Eukaryota, Metazoa, Arthropoda, Arachnida, Trombidiformes, Tetranychidae. The record is from RefSeq and is a predicted model, not a curated record.